Messenger RNA from Synchiropus splendidus (mandarinfish), 2278 nucleotides. It is a transcript of the gene mospd2, whose product is annotated as motile sperm domain containing 2. The transcript has 15 exons. The record is from RefSeq and is a predicted model, not a curated record. NCBI's taxonomy places the organism in Eukaryota, Metazoa, Chordata, Actinopteri, Syngnathiformes, Callionymidae. The coding region runs from base 274 to 1827 and encodes 517 amino acids.
GUCGGACAUGUCAACAAGCGAUUUCAAGCUAAAGUGAUUAGCUUCCAAACCUCGCCUGCCCGGCGUUGCCACUCUGAACAGCGCCUCUCACUCCCCCUGAGUCCGUCUCCUCAUAUUUCCUGUCGUUAGCACUCACAACCGAGAGGCGUGGUCAGGUCGUGAGCCAAAAUGGCAGGACGUCAAGUCCGCACACUGCCGUGAUUCAUCGUAGCUGCGCGUAGCUCAACGAGGAACUGGCAGUUGGAGAAGAAGGAAACCCGGCGACGCUCGAGCAUGGCUGAACUCGAGCUGCACAACGGAGAGCUGGACAUGGGGAGGAAGAUCGAGGAGACGAGGCGGAGGUUCCAGGCUGACUUUCUCCAAGACUCGGCAGACAAGUACGACCCCAGGGACGUGGAGAGACUGGAGCAGGAUGACAGUCUGGUGGAGGGCUACCUGACCUGGAGGCUCUAUGUUGUCGACGACGCCCUGAAAAUGAUCGAUGAGAGUUUUCAGUGGAGGAAGGAGUUUGCCGUUAACGAUCUCUCCGAGAGCACCGUUCCUAAAUGGAUGUUUGAGACCGGCGCCGUCUACCUCCAUGGCUAUGACAAGGAAGGGAACAAGCUUUUCUGGUUCAAAGUGAAGCUGCAUGUGAAGGACCCCAAGACCAUCAUGGACAAGAAGAAGUACGUGGCCUUCUGGCUGGAGCGCUACGCCAAGAAAGAGCCGGGGAUGCCGCUGACCGUCGUGUUCGACAUGGCCGAGUCUGGCAUUGGCAAUAUCGACAUGGAUUUUGUGAAGUACAUUAUCAAUUGCUUCAAAGUCUACUAUCCAAAGUUUCUUUCCAAAAUGAUCAUCGUGGACAUGCCCUGGAUCAUGAACGCGGCGUGGAGAAUCGUCAAGUCGUGGUUGGGUCCGGAGGCCAUCAGCAAGCUCAAGUUCGCCUCCAGAGCUGAGAUCCAGAACUUCAUCGGCCUGGAGUACCUGCCGCCGCACAUGGGUGGGACGGACCCCUUCAAGUACAGCUACCCUCCGCUCCCGGAUGACGACUUCCAGACGCCUCUCUGUGAGAACGGGCCCAUCGUCAGCGAGGACGACACGGAGAGCAAAGAGGGCGAAAUGGAGGGCAGAGACACCCUGGAGUCCAGCUACAGCUCGGAGACCGCCGUGAAGGCCAAAAAGGUGAAUUUCAUGGAGGAGAGCACGAGGACGGAGGACGCAGAGAAGGCGGAGGUGUGCGUCCGGUUCAGGGGAGCCAGGAAGCCCAACACCACCUUCAAGGGUCAGCUGCUGGAGGUCAGCCCUGCAGAGGAGCUCAGCUUCGGGCCUGGAGACACCGAGAGGAAAAGCCUCAUUAUCCUCAGCAACGUUGCCAAAAGUCCCCUGGCAUUCAAGGUGAGGACCACGGCUCCAGAGAAGUACCGGGUGAAGCCCAGCAGCAGCUGCUGUGAGCCGGGAGCCUUGGUGGAGAUCGUGGUGUCCUUACAUGGAGGCUCUCAGGCGUCUCCUCAGGACCGCUUCCUGGUCAUGGCGGCCGAGAUGGACAACGUGGGGCAGGAGCUGGCGCAGUUCUGGAAGGAGGUUCCCAGAAACAAGAUCAUGGAGCACAGGCUGCGCUGUCACGUUCUGGAGAGCACCAAGCCGCCAGCCGGCCCGCUGGGGGGCGAGCUCGAGGAUGCCGGACACGGCAGGCAGCAGGAGUUGCACGCAGCGCUCCUGCGCCUGACGGCCAGCGCCGCCAGGGUGGAGCAGAGGCUCGGCACCUGUCUGUGGCUCCAGACUCUGCUGCUGGGGAUGGUGGCUCUUCUCGCCGCCUUCAAUCUAUGGUGCUUCCACAAAAUGGCCUGACCUCCGACCCGCCUGCCGCCAGCCUGGACACUGUGGGGGGGAGGGGUGCAGGACCGCCUGCCCGGGGCUCAGGAGACUCCAGCUCUCCAGCACUUAGGAACCAAGAGGACUGUUUGUUUUUUACCACCGAGGCUCGUGAUCAUUGUAUUUUACAGACUGUAAUAGAGGAGAAUAAAUGUGUAUUUAUUGUAAAGAUGGCAUGUAGAAAAUAUCUGAUAUUUUUGUGAUCUCAAUUCGAUUUUUAUAUAAUUAUAUAAGCCUGUAAAUAAUAAACUUUUUUUCCAAAAGUGCAAUGGCCUGGACUCAUUCACACACGGCGCCAGUCUUCUCCAGGUGAGGCCCACGUGGACAAGGGUGUCCGUCUGCACCUGUCCUGAGGUGCUCCAACGCUUGCUUCACUUCAGAGUCUGCAGGUGCAGGGAGCAGCUUGGGAGAGACACCAGCGGCGGAG